AGAAGGGGUUCAGAUGAUAUUUAAGAGCUCGAAUCUGGAGAAGUUCUAAGUCAGGCAGCCACCUUGCAUUCGAUCUACUUGGUUCUCGCCCCUCAAUUGCAGAAAGUCCUGCAGAAAAAUGAUGGCACUGAAGGUAACCACGUCGCUGAUCUUGGUCCUCCUGUCUGCUGUAAUUUGCACGGGACAUCCUGACGGAGCUGACGACGAGGCCUGCAAAGACCUGUAUCCGUCCCACGGAUACACUGCCAAGAGCGCUGCUGAGGGCCACGCCGAGGGCUACCGUCUCGUCCAAGACACAGAGGACUACAAGCCGGGUGACGUCAUCACAGUGACACUGUCCUCGGAGGCCUCUCCCUUCAUGGGGUUCCUGGUCAAGGCUUUCGACGAGAACGAGAAGGAUGUGGGCUCCUUCAGGAGUACCGGGCCCGACUCGAGGGCAUUCAGCCACUGCGCCGGGAUCACGCACACCUGGAGGGACCUGAAGAAGAGGGUUGUCGUCCAGUGGCUGGCACCAGAAGACAGAUCCGGGAAGGUCCACUUUAAGGUCACAGUCGUCAAACAAAUAAAGGACUUCUACCACGCCAUUCCAAGCACGUUGGCUUAAACCGGCCAAAUGUUUUUACAACAGAAGAACUAAAUAAAGACUAUAAAAGUUCA
Molecule: messenger RNA, 657 nt
Organism: Ixodes scapularis (black-legged tick)
Lineage: Eukaryota; Metazoa; Arthropoda; Arachnida; Ixodida; Ixodidae
Product: ferric-chelate reductase 1
Exons: 4
Coding region: 119-604 (161 amino acids)
Molecular function (GO): oxidoreductase activity, acting on metal ions
Source: RefSeq, a predicted model, not a curated record